This is a messenger RNA of Saccostrea cuccullata (small rock oyster), 3312 nucleotides long. RefSeq lists its product as uncharacterized. NCBI's taxonomy places the organism in Eukaryota, Metazoa, Mollusca, Bivalvia, Ostreida, Ostreidae. The record is from RefSeq and is a predicted model, not a curated record. The transcript has 7 exons. Bases 9 to 950 code for a protein of 313 amino acids.
UCUUUUUUAUGUGUAUCCUAUAUCAAUUUUCAGGUUCCAAGUUUUCCUCCCAUAAAACAUCAAAUAUUUUGUUUAAAAAAAUUAAGAUGACAUUUUGGAGUUCACUCGUCGGAUUUGUGUUUGUUUCCUUAACAGGUCUGAUAUCCCCAUGUCGAGAUCCAAAUCUUAUCAACAAUUCUUUGAGAAUGAUGAACGUAGGAGUGCCUUGUUUUUACAAGUCAGUCAAAAGAUCUAAGACUGUAUCAUGUCGAAAUAUUCAGAGGGCAGCCCAUUGUGUAAUAUCGAGGCUUAAUGAUGAAACAAACAACACAUGUGACGUCAAGGAUAAAAUUUACCUGGCCAAAAAAUUUUUAGCUAUCUUUCCUGAACAAAGUAGGGUCAAUGCCAGUAUAUGCAUCAAAGAAUUCUUAUCUGAGUUUCCUGCAACGAUUGACAAUACAACAGAUACUAUCACUCUUUUAAGAGAUAAAGAAGCAUCUACUUACUCUCAGACGCAUGUUUUUCUUGCUAUCGGAUUUACAUUAGUGAUGGUAUUUGUUGCCAGCGUAAUAAUUUGUAUAUUCGGAAUAAGAAAAACUCUCAUGAGAAAAAAGAGAAAAGAAUUAAUGCCUCUACCUGUGAUCCAAAACGCAGAGGACCCCUCAUACGAAAUCGACUUAGCGUAUCCAGAUGGUCUGUAUCAUGAUCCUGAUUACGAAAGCAUUGACGAUCAAGAAGAAGGCUAUGAACGUUUGCCUGGAGAGAUAGAAGAGAUGAGAAGCCAAAAUCUUGUAGACAACGAUGUUGGUGGAGAAUACACCGCUCCUAACAAUGCUGAUGGAACUUAUUUAGAUGUAGUUCAUCCAAAAAUAUAUUCACAUGAUUACACUAAUGUUAACCCUUAUCUUGAAUUAGUAGAAAAAACCGUUGAAUGCCAAACUGUAUUAGACACCAAAGAUAUCCCCAAGUAAAAUCUAGCCGUACAUGAGCGAUGAGGUGGGAUCGUAUUAUAGACAAUUUAAGAAUGUGUCAUUCUAACAUUCAUUUACAUACAUGCUGAAUUUUAUUUUUAAAAAAUGUAUAUUGUGCGCGAACAUAAUCUUUAAUCAUCUAAAAUACAAACAUAGCAAAGCUGCAAAACAUACUUGAGCAAUAUUGUUGAAGGUCUAAAUGCAUGCUAUUUACAUUAAUUUUUAAAACUGGUAGGUCUAUAAAUAACAUCUCUUGCUUAGUCAUGUUAAGCAUUUUCAAAAUAAAUAAUCAAGAGGCUGAAAUCAGAUCUAAAACAUUUCUCAUAACACAGUUCUCGUGUCCUUUGAGACAUAAGAUAGUUGAUAAUUAUGUGUUCAUACAUCCCAGUAAUCUGGGUUAAAAGUCAUAUGCAAAGUGAAAGGAAAACACGGGUUGAAUAAUAGAAAUUUAGAUUUUUAUAUAUUUUCAUACGACAGUAGAUUUAUCGUAAAUAAAAUUGAUGUGUUUUUUUAAUAUUUUAAUAUAUACCUUGUUUUACAAUGAAUGGAUGAAAAUAACUUGAAUUUCACAACUUUUUUCUCUUUACAAUAGAUUAUUUAUAUCUAAAUUGGUUGAAAUUGGUUCAGUGGUUUCAGAGAAGAAGCUAAAAUGUUCAAAUGUUAUAGCACUACUAACGACACACGACGAUGGCCAAAAAACAGGUAGCAAUAUGUUCCUAAAUGACUUAUUUGACCAAAAAAUCAAAUUCCAAUCAACCAGUAUUGUUUUCGUAAACCACAAAUAUAAGACCUCACGAAUAUAUUUGAUUUCACACUAUGUACUUUGAAUACCUUUGGACUGCAAAUAAGGUAGGAUACUCGUACUCAAAAUACAAGACAUUCUUGCGUCGGAUGUAUCAUUUUAGAUUCGAUACACACUUCAGCAUUACUCUUUAACAUUUUAAUUUAUUUUGUUGACAUGCUGAAGUGCACUACAAAAUCCAUUGAUAUUUCCUUAAUCAAUUCCCCAAAGCUGGAAACGAUCCUUAAUCUUUAUUUCAAAUCUUGGUUCAUAAACUUCUUGGAUUUGCAUUUUGCAUUCAUCUAUCAUCGGUGGUGCUCAUGGAAUUGAAUCGUGUCACGUUUAUGAUACAUUGCUCCGGGUCCAUCACAGUCACCUGAUUAUGAUUUUUGUUGUUUAAAUGCACAUAAUUGUUGACUACGCAAGUGAGUUAAGGCUGCGUAUGGAGGUUUCUAUGCAAAAUAAUAAAUUAAGACCCAUAAUUGCUACACAUACCGCAAAGAAAAUGUUAAGACUUGAUUUCUAAUACAUUGUUGGUACCCACGAUAUGCGAUUGCCAGUACACAUUAUGACGUCAUCAGCCUUUACUGCACAAGUUUAUAAGAAACAUCAACAAAAUCGCUUCGGCGCAAGGGCAUACCUUACUUUAUUUUACAGAAACAAGGUAUAAAGUAAAGCAGAAUAUUCCAUAGAUUUAAGAUAUUGCUGCAAAAAUGUCGACACUGCAAUUGUUUGGUUACUAUUCGUACAGUUCUAAGUUGAAACAGGGUAAAAAUGUACAGUCCAGUGUAAGUUUAGUAAAAUUUUUAUCAAUUGAAGAGGAGUAUAGGAUUUGUGCAGCAAUUUUAUUAAUUUUCAGAAUAUUUUCCUUAAUAUUAUACUUUAUUUAUUUUAAAUGAAAUAGAAUAUGCCCUUGCGCCGACGUUGUUUUGUUGUUGUGUUUUAUAACCUUGAAUGGGAAAGAACUAUGACGUCAUAAUGUGCACAUUAAUAUACUGUGGGUACUAAGUACGAAGAAAAUCAAUUUGAACUUGCUCUGUAAAUAAAAUACACAAUUCAUGCAUUUUUAUAACCUCAUUUGCAUAGAAAAACCCACAUUAAGCCUUAACUCACUUGCGUAAAAUAAUUAGUUAAUCUGUAACAUGUAUAUUCAUUAAAAGAUAAGUAUACUUCCGGUUUUUUGUCUAAUAAUGCAAUUGAAAGAACUAAAUGCGGUAUAUUGCAUAUAUUUGACCCCACAAAAGUCAAAUUUUGAAAAAUUCUGGAAAUGUGCUGAAUUCCGUAAAUUGUAUUUAAAAAAUGAAUUAACAGAACAUAUUAUAGUUUCAAAGUAGUUUAUUGAUUAUUUUUGUUUUUAUGACGUCACAAACUCGUCCGAUUUUAUAUCAUUUGUUAGAAAAAGGACAAAAUGGACGAAAUUUCAACAAUUUUAGCUAUAGAAUUUAUAGAGCGCAAGUUUGUUCAGGAACGAUAUUUAUAUAUUUCAUUGAUAUUAUCAUUCUACACAUUAUAUCAAAAUAUUGAGCCUGAACACACAUGCGCUCGGUGAUUUUUUUCUCAAAAUAUUGACGUAAAAUAUCU